CUUUCCCAAAGUCAAAUCUUACGCUUGUGUAAACGCCCUUGUCCUCUUACAUUUGAUAUCGGUCGCAUCGUUCCUGUCCACUACCCUUUGAUACCUCGGGGGAAAUCUACCAGGCUCCGAUUUAUCCACGCUGCUUCUCCGCUUCUCUCCAGAUACCCCCAUUCCCAUCUACUUUUCCUUACAACUCAAGUCUUGAACGGGGUUCGAUCCUCAGACUGUCCACCUUGCCACCUUUCACCCCUCUUCACAAACAUCGCGACCAUCCAUCAUGGCGGGCACACGGAAUUAUGACUUCUUGAUCAAACUACUGUUGAUCGGAGACUCCGGCGUGGGCAAGUCAUGUUGUCUUCUACGAUUCAGUGAAGACUCUUUUACCCCAUCAUUCAUCACUACCAUCGGUAUCGAUUUCAAGAUCCGCACGAUCGAACUGGACGGAAAGAGGGUGAAACUGCAAAUCUGGGACACAGCAGGCCAGGAGCGCUUUCGCACGAUCACGACGGCGUACUACCGAGGCGCCAUGGGUAUCCUCCUUGUCUAUGAUGUGACAGACGAGCGAUCAUUCCAAAACAUUCGGACAUGGUUUUCAAACGUCGAGCAGCACGCCAGCGAAGGCGUACACAAGAUCCUCAUUGGAAACAAGUGUGACUGGGAAGAGAAACGAGCGGUUACUACCGAGCAAGGCCAGCAGCUCGCCGAUGAACUCGGCAUUCCUUUCCUCGAGGUGUCAGCCAAGAACAACAUCAACAUUGAGAAGGCGUUCUAUAGCCUUGCAUCGGAUAUCAAGAAGGGGAUGGACACAUCCAAGACCGAACAAUCGGGUUCCCAGGGGGUGAGUAUAGACCAGCAGGGCUCGGGUCUGAACGGUAACUCUGGAGGAAAGUGUUGUUAG
Penicillium canescens is the source of this 889-nucleotide messenger RNA. RefSeq names its product Rab family GTPase srgA (gene srgA). Gene Ontology annotation, cellular component: endosome; plasma membrane. Lineage: Eukaryota; Fungi; Ascomycota; Eurotiomycetes; Eurotiales; Aspergillaceae. The record is from RefSeq and is a predicted model, not a curated record. Gene Ontology annotation, biological process: protein secretion; regulation of exocytosis; protein localization to plasma membrane. The transcript has 3 exons. Bases 269 to 889 code for a protein of 206 amino acids. Gene Ontology annotation, molecular function: GTPase activity; GTP binding.